AUUCGUUCCACUUCCAUCCGAAGAUUGUGAUUUCUUUGACGUAGUGUUAUGACUGUGCCUCAUCGUUUCUGUGACGAAAAAGUCACUGGAACAGUGUGAAACGGAUUCGAAAACAUUCUUCAGUUUUGAAAAUAGUGAUAGUGUUGUCCCUCUAGAGUGUGCUUUGUCGGGCAUAUUCGCGUACAUUUUCUCACACGACGUAGUUAUCAUUACUUUUACAAUUUGCACCUACAACUUAGACUUUCAUCAGUAGAUUCUGAAACUCUGUACACAACUUGUUAGACUUUCAUUCAGUACUCAACUCUGAGUGAGCGAGAUUUUGAAAAGCAAAGAAAGUUGCUUCCGAAGCUGUCGACCGAGCCAAGAACUACAAGAACACCCAGCGGCGUGUCCAGGGAAAUGUACCCGAGUGCGACGGGCAACCCGUACUACGGGGGAACUGCGCCUCCGGCCACGAGCGCGUUUCCCUAUCAGACGGAUCCGAAUGCGAACCCGCCCGCGAUGAACCCGGCGAUGAAUCAGAUCCCGACGCUACGAGACAGAGAUGUAGGUAGCAUAAGUAGCAUAUCGUUCAACUUGUGGUGCAAAAACAAGUAGAUGAUCACAAUCCUUGUCAUGGAUGGGCCCAGCAAAGCCCAGCGGCAGCGUUCUGCUGUGCAUGUCUAUGCAAGGGAGUUUUGUUUUCAUUUGUCUUGUUGUGUUUUGCACCAGCACAAAUACGCGAGGAUCAUGCUACCUUCUUUUCUUUUUGAUAGCCGCCGCAGCACCAGCAGAUGUACCAGCAGGGCAUGCAGCCGCCGUACGGCGCGCAACAGCCGUUUCCGAUGCAGCAACAGCCAUGCAUGCAACCGCAGAUGAUGAACAACAACAUGGUGCCACAGCACCAGGGCGUGCAGCAACACCAGGCACAGCAGCAGCAGCAGCCUUUGCCGAUGACCAUGCACAUCAACGUCGGGGGUCAACAGCAAAUGCCGCAGCCGCAGGUUAACGUGGUGCACCAGCAGCACCGCGGGAGUAGCGGUAUCGUGACCACCGAAGAUCCGCAGAAGGCCUGCCGGGCGUACCAGGCACGCGUGCGGGCCUUUAAGGACAUGGUGGAUCUGAUGAACCUGCGGAUCCGCUACGCCAAGGAACGCGGGCAGUGCUCCGCGCGGAUCCAGCCGGAGUCGGACCUGCAGAGCUACCGGAACCUGUGCGGCGAGCUGGAGCUGGAAGACCACGAGAUCGAGGCCUUUGUGCAAAACCGCGAAAAGUGCAAGCGCGACGUGGUGGCGUACUUUUUGCGCCACGGCUACGAGGUCACGGAAAAGCAGAUCGGACCGCCCAACCGCUUCCUCUGGACCGUCGACGCCAGCUGGGGAGCCCCGAAGAAGUGCUGCUUUUGCGACUAGGGGAUCGGAGAUGUUAGUGUGGCUUUUGGAGACUGAAGAUUUUCUGUUUCACUUACUCGCCAGAAUCACGUCUCAGUAAGUCCGGUUCCUUGCCGUAAGUAGUACACCUCGAACUUAUCCUUUGACGACAUUUUUGUGCUGUGCCUCUUGCUGUAAUAAGCUGAAACCUCUCUACUUCGACUUCUGCUUCUCCAAGUUUAUCAUCUGAUUAUACAAAGAACCGCAUGCUUUGCAACCAUUACCUCUAGUUCCCAAGAGCAGUCAUUGUAUUUUUGGAUCGUCGUCAAUGUCGCAAAGCGCUGCGUUUUGUGCAGUUUUUGUUGUAGACCUCAAUACACAAAUAUGACCAGUAGCCGCUUCGCCUGUUGUCGGCUCUUUCCGCCACUAAAUUUCUUUCUCUUUGCAGAACCAGUCUCAGAACCGAAUUCCACAGAAAGAUGGAAAAUUUUGACUCAGCCGCGUAGCACUUUCUUCACUUGUUCAUAUCUGCCAU
This is a messenger RNA of Amoebophrya sp. A120, 1884 nucleotides long. The record is from the annotation of a GenBank genome assembly. Lineage: Eukaryota; Dinophyceae; Syndiniales; Amoebophryaceae.